AUGAGAGUCGUGGUGCUGGCCGCGGGUUACGGCACUCGGCUUCACCGGGAGCUGGAGGCCGAGCGGCGGGCGGAGCUGCGGGCGCUGCUCGGUACGCCUAAAGCCCUGCUGCCCGUCGGCGCUCAGCCGCUGCUGUCGCGCUGGAUGGGCCUCCUCGGGGGCCGCGUGGCCGACGUCUGCGUCGUGACUAACGAGCUGCACCGCCGGCGCUUCGACGACUGGGCCAGGAGCUUCCCGGGAGUUCGCGUGGUCAGCGACGGCACCACAACUGACCAGGGCCGUCUGGGUGCCGUUGGCAGUCUGCACUUUGCCAUCAGCCACUUUGGAAUUGCUGAUCACGUCCUCGUCAUCGGAGGAGACACUUUACUCACCCAGGACUUCCGCCUCCCCGACUUCCUGCAGACGUUUCGAGAUCUGCAAGCCACGAGAGCCUCUGCCAGUCUGGUCCUGUCCUACCAGUGCGCAGAAGAAGAGACCUCCAAGUAUGGCAUCCUGGAAGUGGAUGAAGAUGGGCGCGUCACGUCAAUGAAGGAGAAGCCCUGUGCCAGUGCCACGACUUCGCGCAGAGCGUGCCCCUGCCUCUACCUGCUGUCCCGGGAGGCCAUCUCACUGGUGCCGACGUUUCUGGAGGAGAAGAAGAGUGCACCGCUGGAGACCAAGGACGCCCCUGGCCUCUUUCUAUCCUGGCUUAUAGUGAGGUGCCCUGUUUACGUCUACGAGGUUUCUGGCCGCUUUGAUGUUGGGAAUGUCACCUCGUACCUCGAGUGCCACUCGUACUUUCAGAAUAAGGAACUCUGAGCAGGUGGCAGAGAUGGCGCCUCACGGUGGUCCCGGCGAGUGUCGUCACACACUGAACAGUUGAGGCCGUAGCCGUGGGCACACACGAGAGAAAUAAAAUGUGGCUUAGGAACACAAGA
This is a messenger RNA of Erpetoichthys calabaricus (reedfish), 917 nucleotides long. RefSeq lists its product as uncharacterized. Gene Ontology annotation, biological process: biosynthetic process. The record is from RefSeq and is a predicted model, not a curated record. Lineage: Eukaryota; Metazoa; Chordata; Cladistia; Polypteriformes; Polypteridae. The transcript has 8 exons. Bases 1 to 798 code for a protein of 265 amino acids.